GCAAUAUUACGCAGACGCGGAUUUCCCAAAUCUUCACUCUGUCGAGUACGUAGCUCUUCUACGCCAUAUCCAGGCGUUGAGGAGUCAUGGCUUGUGCAGCUAUCUCGGCAGCGUAUUUGUCCUGUUACUCUCAUUCUGCUACUUUCGGCAAUAGUGAUACUAGUGGUACUGUCAUUCUCCAAUCGCCGUAAAAGCGUCUGCCUGGAGUGCUGCGGGGGUCGUCCUGGAUUAUACUCUCCAGUGGACUUGCUCCAUCGUGGACCACAUCGACUGAUCUAUGCUGUGAUAUUUGGAGCCAUGUCUGACCAGUUUCUGAACCUAGCACUGCAUUUUUCUGGAGGUGCUUUUUGCACCUCUGAUAAUCCAUACCGAAACACCUUUUGUAAUGUUGUGGUCAAUAACGUGCUGUUGGUGGUCUUACUGUGUCUGCUCUAUGGUCCUCUGUUUGCCUGUGUGAACACACCUCGCCCUCUCCUUGGACACAUCACUGGACUCCUAUACCUUCUCUUCUUUAUCAUAACCAUUGAGAUGGGCAGGGGCCUUGUCUAUGGUGGAUGUGAAGUUCAAAUCGACAAAGAAGGGGUUGCCAUUCUUGUUAUGGGCUUCAUACCAUCCUACAUAUUCUAUGUGAUUCUGCUAGUGUGGUUCAGCUACGAGAUUGUGAAUGAUAUACUUGUUCUAAAGAGAGGUUAUGGAAUUUCCCCCCCAUGUGGAAAGAAUGCAUACCUUUUUAAGUACACGGGAUACCUUUUAAGCAAGAGGGAAGAACUAGCUAAAGGUAGAUGGCAGCAACUCCUGUCCUUUUUCUGGAUCUUUGAGAAAGGUUUCAGAUUCCCUCUAAGAUUUCUUGCUCCCCUGAUUGUGAUGAUAACGAUAAAUUUCAAGCUUUUCUUUGUAGUAGUCUACGCUGCAUAUUUUGUACCGCCAUGGACAGAUGUUUUUAUAAGGAGUGUAACUGAUAUUGAAACAGGGGACACUUUAGCCAUCCUGUCGGGUUUUAUAGCGAUGGGGAUGUGUGGAGUUCUGCUUCUGCAGUUUGUAGCAACUGUUCACAAACACCUGAAGCUGGCAGCUCAGGGGAAGUUCAAGUUCUACAAAAGGACUCUCCCACCUCAUUCAAGCAUUCUGGCAGCUGCUCUGAAGUAUGGAGGUUAUCAGAUCGGUUACUUUGCAUGGGCUUGGCUGAUCUUUUGGGCCGUGGCUCUAAUACUAUUAGUGCUAAUAUCAUCUGUCUUUGUUGGUCUCAAACAUUACCCGGAGUAUGUUGGUCCAAAAGUCUUCCAAUUGGCAUUAACAAUUGCCUGGAUUCCUAUUGUGUUACUGGCACACAAAUUGGUAUGCAAGUUUGCUUUUCUGGAAAGUGACACUGGAGGACGGUUUCUAUCCGUUACAAACAGGAAUGGUUUCAACUGUUUCUCGUACUUUGUCUUCUUGUACAAUGGGAUUGUGGGGUUUGUGGCGGCCAUAUUCAGAGUCCUGCUCGGUCUCCUGUUUGGGACACUCCUCCUAUUCAGACUAGACCAGAACAUCAUGAUGGACCACUUCAAGUUUGCUGACCUAGGGCACAAGAUAUAUCUGGGGUUUCUCUAUCUGGAGCACACCUACAAUAACCCCGUGGCCAACACCUUUGUGGCCCUACUGACGGAUGGUGGUGACCAGGAAGAGAAAGGAGACAGAAGCGGAUUAAAUAGACAUUGCAGUAAAACUUAUGGGACUCUCUCCAGUCAAAAAGGGCCAGGUGGAAGGAACCGUAGGAUCCGGAACCGUUGGCUGGUGGCCUACACUCUGAUCAACAACCCCGGCCUCAUUCCACUGCGGGCCUCACAGAUGGAGGCCCAGGGAGAGGGAGGAGCAGAGGUCAAGGAGCAUUAUGAGCCUAUUGUGCUGAUACCUGGAAUACAUUGA
Molecule: messenger RNA, 1905 nt
Organism: Geodia barretti
Lineage: Eukaryota; Metazoa; Porifera; Demospongiae; Tetractinellida; Geodiidae
Source: the annotation of a GenBank genome assembly